This is a messenger RNA of Danio rerio (zebrafish), 1932 nucleotides long. RefSeq names its product peroxisomal biogenesis factor 11 alpha (gene pex11a). Gene Ontology annotation, biological process: peroxisome fission. The record is from RefSeq and is marked provisional. Gene Ontology annotation, cellular component: peroxisomal membrane. Lineage: Eukaryota; Metazoa; Chordata; Actinopteri; Cypriniformes; Danionidae.
AUGAAUCGGACUUUCAUUGCCCGUCAUAAGAAGCUUUUUAUAGUGUCGUGCAUUUUGAAUCGCUUAUUAUUACUUAGAUCGAAACCACGAUCGCUUUUAUAAACACAGCAAGAUAUUUGUUUACUAAAAAGGGUCGUGAAGUUUGUUCGAUGGUUUCAACAGUGUGUCUUUGUACAGUGUGGUGCAUGAACUUUCACCCCUGUUCCUACAGUCGACAAGGAUCGUGUCUGACAGGACACACACACAUGGUUUAGUAUGAAUUGCGCUUUGGUGCUUUAGUUAUUUAUUCCCGAAAGAAUCUCUUUUGCACAGUAUUGUUUCACGGUAAGUUAGUUGUUUCAGCCACAUGGAAACUUUCAUCAGCUUCACGAACCAAAGUCAAGGAAGGGAUCGCAUUUUCAGGGCAACACAAUAUGCAUGUGCUUUGGCGAAAUACCUUCUGAGAAAUGAAGCGAAAAGAAAAGAGCUGGCGAAAAAGCUGCAGUUGCUGGAGUCUAAUAUGAGCUCGGGGCGAAAGCUAUUUAGGCUUGGUAACACUGUAAACUCAGUCCAAGCUGCCAAGAGCACUCUUCAUAUUUCUGACCCUGUCCUGCGCUUCUGCCUUACUGUGGCCAACCUCAACCGUGCCUUAUACUUCAUCUGUGACAACAUCCUCUGGGCAAGAAGCAUUGGCCUAAUCCGAGAUAUCGACAAGGAGCGCUGGAGCUUAAACUCCUCUCGCUUCUAUUUCCUGUCUUUGGUCAUGAAUCUGACCAGAGACGUCUAUGCGAUCAUCCAGCUAAUGGUCCAGAAGUCUCGGGACAGACGUUACCAGCAGAAAGCCGACCAACACCUUAAUGAAAGUCCGGAUGUGGCUUGUGUCAUUGUGCCUCAGCUCGACGCGUUUCUCUUUCUUCUCAUGGAGAGCCUCAGAAGUCAGCCGUCUGUGGCGCUUGAUACGCUUAAAAAUGUUUGUGACCUUUUCAUUCCACUUGACAAACUGGGUAUUUACCAGACAAAUGCAGGGGUGGUGGGCUUCUGUGGGCUUGUGUCCUCGCUUUUAGGCAUACUGACAGUCUUGAGGCCCACUCUUAAAAUAAAGCCAUGACGUAGGAAAUAGGAAAAUACCUUAAAGUAAAAUCCUGGAGAUCAUUUCCGAACAAACUUUGAGAUUAUUUUAGUGUUAAAUUAGACUACUAAUAAAGGACUAGAUUUCCCCUAAAAAGAAUAUAAUUACAUGAUUAUUUACUCACUCCCAGGAUAUACUUGACUUGCUUUACUUAUUUGUAAAGAAACUAUGAUUUUGGAGGAAAGAGUUAAAGGGAUAGUUCACCCCAAAUAUACUCUAUUUUAUCACCCUCAGAUGCCUCCAAACCUUCAUGUGUUUCCUUUUUCUGUUGAAUACAAAAGAAAAUGCUUUGAAGAACGUUUAAACAAUGUUUAAAAACUGGUAAACAUUGACUUUCAUAUUAUAGAAGUCAAUUGUUUGAUUUUUAGGAUUUUUCAGAAUAUCUUCUUUGGCGUUUAAUGGAAGAUUGAAAUACAAACAGGUUUGUGCAACGUUAAGGGGCACUAAAUUAUGAAAAAUGUCAUUUUGGGGUGAACUAACCCUUUAAUGAUGUUUCUCUACAUCUAAUGCAAGUGUACAAGCUCAUUGCUAAUUUUCUUUUCAUACAUACAGUAAUCCAUAUUUGCUCAGCUUCAAAUUGUCCAUGAGCGCAGUUAAACAAAAAGGAAAUCAUCUUAUCUCAAGUCAUAUUCAGUACUUAUGUAAUUUGAGUGGUUGCAGACUAAACUGCCAGCAUGUGUAUUUAUUAAGUAUAUCAUUUAUUUAUUUAUUUGUAUUUAUUGAAAUGACUGAUUGUUUCAUUGAUGGUCAAAUGUGUUUAUGUAAAUUACUUUUAGAGCUGCCUUAAUAUGGAUUUUGGACUGUCAAAAAUGUCAGAACUGAAC